CGGCCUCGAGUCGUCGUUUCUCGGCACAGCCGGUAAGCACGACCAUGCAAGCUUGUGCUCAGCACAAGCUUGGUCGAAAGCCUGGUCCAGAGAGUCGUCACCGCUGCUGUAAAGCCCCUUUGCUCAGCACUACCGAGAGAUCUUGCGCAUGGCGGCUGGCUGCCCAAGACGUUUCCACAUCCAGAGAUUCCAAUCUCCGCACCCGACUCCUUUGACGCUCCCCAUAAUUCCUACCAUUCCUCAUCCCCUGUCCGGACCAGAGCCGAGCUGAGCUGAGAGCCACGACCAUCACAUCAAAGCAGAAGAGAGGUUUCCUCUGCUAUUUCCCAGCCCCCUGCCUGCCUGCCUCGAGGAGGACGGAUGUGAACAGGCCAGGGGCAGCACUAAGCGCGAUCGAACAGGAUCUUCUUCACGGCGGUAGAUCACAUCACUCCUUUAGAAGGUAGGGUGUGCAGGCCACGUAUACAACAACACGCGAUACUGGAAAAGUGUUCUGGUGGAUCAUAAUUGAGCAGGAUCGCGAUUCACUACGGAAUUGGUAAACGGCACAGAGCAACUUGUUAGUUGCCCUGCUUUGUUUCUGGCAGGUCGGUGAUGCAAUUGCCGGUUUAUUGGUGAUCAGAGUCAACGAACCACUUAGUGUGUCCAGUUGGGUGUCAAGUGGUGUGAUAAGCUCUCGCUAAUCAAGGUUCCUUGUGAAAGUGACGGAGUUGAGCCUGUUAUGCGGUGAUCUGGUGACAAUCAGAAUCCAAGAGGCAUUUGGAGCUAAGAGGAGAUUAGGAAGAGGAGGAAGGGGAAGGGGAGGAGGCCAAGGAGUUGGGGCAUCACCAUUCGAGGGAAUAAAAGCCACGAGUGCGGCUGGCCUAUCUUCUGGCAGAGCCGUGUCGCACGCAGCGACAGGAGAAGAGCCAAGCCGAGGGCCAAUGGGGUCUCACCGAUGUGUGCACUGAACAGACGGUGCUGCUGUGGGUGUCGAGAAGGACAAGAAGUUCGGUCGUGCACGCAGAUCUUCCAUUGCUGCUGCAUUCAAACUCAUCCUCAACAGAAUACGCGGGGGCAGAAAGUUUCUCACUCGCUCGCGCGUUUCCCUCCGCGUUGGGCAAAAGGCGAGAGCCUUCUUUUUUCUGGUUCUGUUUCCAUGUCAAUGACAUGAAACCGCAUGAAGAUGUCCCGGCCCCCGAAACCCAGCCGUAGAGGUCCGGGUUACGAGAUGACGGCUCUGUAAUGAUGGGCGCUGCUCCGUAGCUGGGGCUGUUGUGCGCAGACGAGGACGAGGCUUAAUUGCGCAUUGAAAGCCCCAACACCGCACUGCACUGCACUGCGCUACUUACUGCGCUGUUGUGCUGGUUGGGAAUGAGAGUGACUCGGUACUUCGAGCGAGCAAUGGCGAGGAGGGUGCACAGAUCACAUUCGUCCUGGAAUACCGCUCAUGAGGAAUUUCACUCUCAGCCCGUAGCCAUCCAGAACAACAUCCUUUACAACAAGCCAAGGGCUGCUCUGGUGACCAUACCACAGCUGAGAGAUAAUCCGCUGUUCGAAACGACGCACGACGAAUGCCGACGACUUGCGGCUCCUCGACUGUCGCUCGAGGAGUCGCAUUUCAAGCCCGUGCUGCAGCAACAGCAGCAGCUGCAGCAGCAGCAGAGGCGCACGGGGUCGUUGAGUCUGAGCGCCAAGGACUAUGAGGGAAUAUGGCGAGCCGUCCAGGAGGAUGUUUCGAAAUCGUCGAGCGAAUCCAAGUCCGCUCUGGAGGAUUUCAAGGAGUUCCGCCAGAAGCUGGCGCUUCGAAAACAGGACAUGACGUCGACGAUUGGGCGCUCGGGUGGUGCGAGCUCGACGGGCUCCACUCGGUCGAUGAACAUCUCGCCGUCGCGCCCCACGAGUCCUCUCAAGAGGCUCUCUGUCAUUACCUCGCGCAAAUCCGCCGCCAUCAGUGCGCUGAAUCCGCAGCUCUCGCAGCAGAAGGUGCCUCCUGCAGUGCAGAAAAUCGCUGUCACCAUGCGUGCGGAGGGAUUGUUCAAGCUUCCCAGCCCCGCUUCCAUCAGCCCAGUCCCUCUGAGCGAUCCCCCGACUCCGCCCUUGCGCGUGUCCAGCACCCCACCCACCAAGCGAAGAUUCAGUUUGGGCUCUUAUCGGGUGGAUCAAUUCAGGAAGUCUGCGGACAUGACUGCCAGCUCCACAGAGUUCGCAAGGACGGAUCUCACAUCGAAAUCAGGGGAGAUUCCCGAGGGUAGAGAGGAGAGCGACGAGCAGCAGCAACAACAGCAGCAGCAACAGUCUAGGACGAGUGACGAGGUUAGUGCAGCGAGUGACGAGAUUGGCAGCAGAGGUACGGCAGCCGAUGCUGCGAAGAAAUCAGGGGAGGUUCGGGCUGCCAGUAGUGAAGGCAGAGCCGAGCACCCGAGCAGGAGGUGGGGAGUAAUUUCUUCCAUUAGCGAGAAGAAACACUCUUCCCAAUCUAGUACUACUAGUUCGAUGAGGCUGCCGGUGCCAUGUGGUGGUGGUGGCGGCGGUGGUCACAGAGCACCCAAAACACCGCCCCAACGAGUUGAGGUCCCAGCGAAAAAGUCGAGCAGCUCGUCGACAAGGGACUGGAAAGUGCGCUGCAUACCGAUCCCUCGCCCGGUCUGCUACAGCGCAAACAUCUUGGAAUGAGGAUUGGAGGGAUGUCCUUGAAUGUAUGUAUAGGAGCUUGACACGAGUGACAGACAGACAGACAGACAGACAGAAAGGUUGUGAUUUAGAGUAGAUGCGAGUUAUUUAGAGGCAGCCGGGUAGUUGCGAAGAUCUUCAACUUCGAUCGAGCAAAAGCGGGAGCUAUGUAGCAUUGUAACUUAAUCCUCGCCGAGUCAAUUCGAUGCACUGUACGAGUCCUUGUAAAAUAGACCGUCGAAUCGGAGCAUGACGGUUCCUCAGUCAUGUUCGGCUUUUGGCUUUUCCUUAGGAGAACUUUCUUCAGAACCAAUUCCUCUCUCUUGCUUCUUGUAAAUUUACAGUUCCUCGUCGGCGACGGUUCAUUGCAUGUCUUCGAGUUCAGUCUGACAUAACAUGCCAAGACAUUUCUGGUACUUUCCUCGAACAAAAUGG
Molecule: messenger RNA, 3087 nt
Organism: Marchantia polymorpha subsp. ruderalis
Lineage: Eukaryota; Viridiplantae; Streptophyta; Marchantiopsida; Marchantiales; Marchantiaceae
Source: the annotation of a GenBank genome assembly